Messenger RNA from Aspergillus saccharolyticus JOP 1030-1, 1710 nucleotides. Its product is annotated as GTP-binding protein. The record is from RefSeq and is a predicted model, not a curated record. Gene Ontology annotation, cellular component: cytoplasm. Lineage: Eukaryota; Fungi; Ascomycota; Eurotiomycetes; Eurotiales; Aspergillaceae. Bases 309 to 1436 code for a protein of 375 amino acids. The transcript has a single exon.
CCAUAUAAUCAACCAAGCCAUCAUCCGACCUACUGCGUACUACUUGUUAAAAGUCGACAGUCUACACGUUGGACCUACUUAGGGUUCUCCCCCAAUCGAGACUAGCGUCCUUCUGCCGCCUUUCGCCGCUCGCCGCCUCUUCGCCGAAUUCUGCCGUCGAGUCCCUCCGAUCAAUCUUCAUUCCUCCACUCACUCAGUCUCUCUCUUCCCCUCACGCUCUGCCCCUCUUUCAUUCUCUCUUGAACGCUAAUAGACCUACCUAGGCCUUUCUGACUUGUGUUUUCAUUCUCUAUUUUGCUCACCAAAAAAUGCCUCCAAUUCCUAUCACCAUCGUCACCGGCUUCCUCGGCUCUGGCAAGACCACCCUUCUUCUCAACCUGAUCCCGCAACUGCCCGCCACCUACCGGCUCGCCCUCCUCAAAAAUGAAUUCGGCGACGUCGCCAUCGACUCCCAGCUCGCCUCCACACAGUCCAUCUCUGGCGUGCGCGAACUCCUCAAUGGCUGCAUUUGCUGCAACCUCGUCGGCCAGUUGAGCGAUGCGCUCGAGCAACUCCGCACAGAAGUCAACCCGGACCGCAUCGUCAUCGAGACCAGCGGGAGCGCCUUCCCCGCCACCCUGGCCAUGGAGGUCAACCGCCUGGCGCGCGAGACGCCCGGCAGCUUCGUGCUGGACGGGGUGAUCAGCGUCAUCGACGUCGAAAACUGGGAAGGAUACGAGGAUACCUCGUACACGGCGAAGCUCCAAGCCAAAUACACAGAUCUGAUUGUCUUCAACAAGUGGGAGCAUGUAUCGGAGAUGCGAUUUGACAUCUGCCUGGACCGGGUCGGGGAUUUGGAGGUCCCCACGCCCUGGGUCAAGUCCGAUCGCGGCAAGGUUGACAAGGAUGUGCUGCUAGGCAUUGACGGGGCUUUGUUUGCCAAGGAAGAAGGCCAUGCGCACGCCGGCGAUAGUCAUGACCACGACCACGACCACGAUCACGAUCACCACGAGCGCAAGAACGAUCAUCAGUCCGAGGUGGAGGUCCUCUCUCUCACGCUCAAGUCGACCAACUCCACUCAGAUUAUCGACAUCCCGGCUCUGGAGCAGCUACUUCGCUCCGCGUCUAAGGAAGAAGUUUACCGCAUCAAGGGUAUCAUGCGGUGUUCGACUAGCGCGCCUCCGGCCGAAUCCUCGGAAGAUCAGGCCGCCGUGAAGACCACUUCGACAGGCGAGGCUGACACUCGCUAUUACAUUCUGAACUGGGCUUUCGGUCGCUGGACCUUCACACCUUCGGACAUCGUCGCUGAAAAUGCUGACCCCGCUGUGGUAGCCCGGAUUACGUUCAUCUUGGCCCGCUAUGAGUCUGCCAAGUGGAAGAAGAAGCUCGAAGCCGGCGGGCUCGUACACGUCGCUGGAGCCAAUGACGCCGAGUUGGCUGUGGAGCGACUGCUCUAAGUGGUUUGAUAUGCUCUACCUUCAUGCUGUUACCUACCAUAUACGAUGCACAGGGGCUGGCUCCUGUGCAUGAUGAUUGUCUGCACUAAACCUUAGUUUCUCGAUUUCAAUGUUCGGCACAUGACUUAUGACGGAGGACGAAACGGUGGGGAGGCUUCGGAGGAAUCGUUCGGUGCUAUAAUAGUUAGAUUUGACUCCCAUAGAGAAUAGACAACUUCUAGAGAUUGAAGGGAGGGCCAGGAGCACAGCAGUAAUGGACGAGGUCUAAUCAACG